Molecule: messenger RNA, 1314 nt
Organism: Racocetra fulgida
Lineage: Eukaryota; Fungi; Glomeromycota; Glomeromycetes; Diversisporales; Gigasporaceae
Source: the annotation of a GenBank genome assembly
AUGAGUCCUUUGAACAAAAAACGUUUAGAUUCCACAUGUCUACAAAUAAAAACACCACUAUCAAAAGAUUCGAAGAUAAUUGUUGGAUAUUUUCCUGGUUAUUACUCUCAAUACACUCAAUACACUCAAUAUGCUUCAUCAUCUUCCGAAAGUUAUUAUGAUUACAUUAGUCCAACAUUUGGUCCAGAUGACGUUUCAAAUAAAAAUAUACCUCCAACAUCAGUACAUGUUUUUUUAAAUAAAACAGUAGCUUAUAGGGAUACAAAUAACAUUCCGGUCAAGAUAUUUCUAGCGAUCGUUUUAUCGGGAAACAUCAAUAUCAAUUCUAAUCCAUCAUUUGCAAAUGGAACUUCCAGUGACCGAGCCGCAUUUAUUACUAAUGUUGUAAACUUCGUACGCAAUUAUAAAUUGGACGGUGUUGAUCUUGAAUAUCCGAACAGGUUUAAUUGCGGAAAGUGGCUAAAUGAUAAAAAUUUUGUCCCAUUAGUAGAUGAAUUAUCAGCUGCAUUAAAAGAAAUUAAUAAAGAAUUAUCAAUAACAGUUGGUCCUAUUCCAAUAACUGGGUUGAAUUCUGAUUCAGUUAGUUUUGUGAAUGUCAUGGCAACUCAACUCAAUGUAAUCAAUAGCUUAACCACACCUACCAAUAACACCGGACCAAGCAUCACACUUAAUCAGACAUCAACAAUAAUGAGUAAUUGGAGCAAGAUUAUAAAACCGGCAAAACUCAACUUAGGUGUAGACUUCUAUGGAAUUGUUGAAUUAACUGCUCCAGUUGAUCUGGGCAGUCUUGACAAUAACCAAAUUAUUCCACGUAACUUAACAAAACUACCAUUAGACACUUCUUAUAGUAGUGAUCCCUCUAUUUAUCUUUUUUAUGAUAAAUGUUCAUUUACAUUGGAUAUGUCUAUUCAAUUAUAUCCAUGGUAUUUUAUGAGACUGGAAACUGGACCACUGAUAAAUACUUGUACAGCUGGAAAUGGUUGGGCUCGUAAAUUUGAUUCUGAUACAAGUACCACAUAUCUUUACAAAGUUAAUUCAGACUCACUUGUCGUGGGUUCCUAUGAAUAUUAUUACGUCUCUUAUGAAGAUCCUCAAUCUAUUCAAUAUAAACUGAAAUUAAUUGCGGAUAGUUCAUAUGGUGGUAUAGCCAUUUUAGAUCUUUAUGCAGAUAGUAAUGAUAAGGAAAUGUUAAGUGUUAUAACCUCAGCCUUUCCAGCUUUUAAUAAUAAUAUUACAGAUCCUUCUAAUAAUAGUUCAUCAGGACUUUCAACUGUUGAAAUCAUUUUAAUCAUUGUACUAGUCUUUGCCAGCCUC